UGCUGUGUCGUCCUUUCCUUGCAGCACCGACGCCGGUGGACGCGGUGGGAGGUGAGCCGAAUCGGUCCUCUGAGCCGCCAAUGUCUUAUGCAGCCUGCAUAGCGCGGAAAUGGAUCUCAUUUUCGUUUCCAGGAAGCCACCCAAGCUAGCUACUUUUGCAUUGCUGGAGCCUGGUUAGUGGGCUGUUCAGGUAUCCAAACAAAACUAAGUUGCAUUGCAUAAGCCUGGAUAGAGGUUAUCCAGCCUACCAAUCACCCCCUGUAACACCGACGCCCCGCCGCUCAUGAGGAGAAGAAGGAACAAUCAAACCACGUACUUGGAUCAAUCCGAUCGCCACCAAGUUCCGUCUGAUCCGCUGUAAUUCGAUCGUGAACCGGCGAAGGGUUGAUCAGAGCAGGAAGAUGGACCUGUCGGAGCUGCUACCAGAGGACGUGCUCGCUGACGUCCUCCGCCGCCUCACGCGGUCGCGCCGCGCUAGCUAGCCACCUCCCGCCACGUCUGCCGGAAGUGGCGCGCCGCCUUCGACUGCCGCGGCCUGCUGAGCGCCGCCGCCGGCCUCCUCCCGCGCUCCGUCGCCAGAUUCCUCCAACUCGACGAUGGGUCGUCGAGUUUCCCCUCCCACCCCUCCGCGGGGCCUACAGUCUCCAUGGACGACCUCAACUACGCCUCCUUCUCCGGCGACGGCAGCAAGGUCUACGACCCCUUCGAGGUCUGGGACCACUGCAACGGCCUCAUCUUGCUCCAGGACAGCCAGGUGAACUGCAUGGUGGUGAACCCCGCCACGCGGCAAUGGGCGCACCUGCCCCCGCGGCCGCCGCCUCUGUGCGCGGGGCCGCCCGAAUACUUGUACGCCAACGACUACCUCGUCUACGAUCCGACCGUGUCUCCGCACUACGAGGUGUUCUCGAUCCCCCGCUUCACAUACCAAAAUUUGGAUCCCGCAGUGGAGGAGCUAGAAUGGCCACCGUCACCUUGCGUCCUCCAUGUCUUCUCCUCCAAGACAGGGCGGUGGGAGGAAAGGUCCUUUGCUCGAGAAGGGGCGACGGUCGCAGGGACUAUCACUGAUAUGCGGACAGAUUCAUCUCUUGGACACCGCCAUGCGGUCUAUUGGCAAGGAUCACUCUAUGUACAAUGCCAAACUGAUUUUAUUAUGAGGUGUACGGUUAAUAGUGGAAAGUACCAGUUGAUUCAACCGCCUGCAGCAUUCGAACCAUCCGAUUGGACUGAUGACUCACGAGCAAGAAGGAUUUCUAUUGGAAAAUCUAAGAGCGGGGUAUACAGUGUAUUGAUAAAUAAAAGUCAUAUUAGCGUUUGGAUCCUUGAUGAUUCUGAUGGUCAGAUCAAGUGGGUGUCAAGGCAGCUCAUUGGCCACCUACCUAAACUCCAAGACGAAAGCUACUUUCAGCUAGAAAGCCAUGGACAUUGGAUGUUACAUGGUAUCGACCCUCGCUGGGACUCCGAAAGCUAG
Panicum virgatum (switchgrass) is the source of this 1468-nucleotide messenger RNA. RefSeq lists its product as uncharacterized. The record is from RefSeq and is a predicted model, not a curated record. The transcript has 3 exons. Bases 647 to 1468 code for a protein of 273 amino acids. Lineage: Eukaryota; Viridiplantae; Streptophyta; Magnoliopsida; Poales; Poaceae.